Molecule: messenger RNA, 2641 nt
Organism: Elgaria multicarinata webbii
Lineage: Eukaryota; Metazoa; Chordata; Lepidosauria; Squamata; Anguidae
Gene: SUMO1
Product: small ubiquitin like modifier 1
Exons: 5
Coding region: 184-489 (101 amino acids)
Biological process (GO): protein sumoylation
Cellular component (GO): PML body; nucleus
Molecular function (GO): protein tag activity; ubiquitin-like protein ligase binding
Source: RefSeq, a predicted model, not a curated record
GCUGUAACUGGAGAGCGGGAAGUGAGCUCAGGCGCAGAGGAAAUCCCGCCCGCGCCCGGCCUGUGUGUUGUGCUCUCCGUCUUCGGCUCCGUGUUGGCGAGGGCGAGCUUGGGAAGGGGCUCCUUGGCGCUUCACCGGGGCGGCGGCGGCGGAGGGGGCCAGCUGAGCCUGUGAGGGGGAGACAUGUCGGACCAGGAAGCCAAACCUUCAGCAGAGGACUUGGGAGAUAAGAAAGAAGGAGAAUACAUCAAACUCAAGGUCAUUGGGCAGGACAGCAGCGAAAUCCAUUUCAAGGUGAAAAUGACAACGCAUCUAAAAAAACUUAAAGAAUCAUACUGUCAGAGACAGGGAGUUCCAAUGAAUUCACUCAGGUUCCUCUUUGAGGGUCAGAGAAUUACUGAUAAUCAUACUCCAAAGGAGCUCGGGAUGGAAGAGGAAGAUGUGAUUGAAGUUUAUCAGGAACAGACAGGAGGCCAUUCAACAAUUUAGAUCGUUUGCUCCCCCUUUCCCUUUUAUCCUUUUUUAUUUUUAAAUAAUAGUUCUUUUGUAAUGUGGUAUAUAACACUGAAUCGAAACCGGCGCCCCACUCCCAUAUCUGGAGUAUUAUUUCCAAAUGUCUGUUCUGAAUUCUUGUGCUCAUUAUACACUAUCUUUUGUUUUCAUUGUGCCCUUGUGAUCCCACUGCAGUUGUAUUUCCCUAUUCUUCCUGUUUCCUCUUUAGAAAUACACCCCACCCACACAUGUGCUGACAAGGCUCAUGUAUUCAAGCACGUUAACAGGUCUGCCAGGUGGGCAAAGUUUCCCUGUAACUUCCAUAUUCACCUCCGUGUUAUAAUGUGUGACUUUUACUUGUGGAUUUUAAAAUACAAAGGAGAUGGAGCUUUUCUGAAAUCUAAACAGCAGAAGAAUUGUGUCCUCAAAUUAAGAACGGUCUUCUGUAGCUUUUGCUGAUGGCCCAGGACAGAAAUUUCCAGAACUUGAUGGCAAAUAGUUAUCUUUUUCAGGUAAUAUAUUUGAAAUGGCUUCACUGGAGGUAGUGGGAAAUUCUGAUUUUUCAGCAACCCUAGGAAAGUUCCUGUUUUUAAUACUUAAUACACACCUUCAUGUACCAAGAGUUGGUAAUGAUUUUUACAUUGUUGUACCUUUUGGCCGAGGAUGUGGUUUUUGAAUGGACAUAGACUGUACUGACUUCCCUUUAAAUAAAUUAGGUGAAAGUAAUGUUUUAAACCUCUGCAUUUUCUUUUGAUAUAUUUGAAACUGGGAGACUAUUGGGCAAAAGCAGUGAAGAAUAUUUUUUUAAAAAGCAUUGAUUUCACACAUCGAUACAUACUUGAGAAUAUUAUGUUAAAAUUGGCUUUUAAAAAGUUUGAUACAUCUUGCACCCUCUUUGUUGCUUGCUAUCAAAUUUUAAGUAGCAGUCAGAGUUUAUUUUCAAGCAAUUAACAGUUGUAUGUUGUACAUGCAAUGUGUGCCUCCUGAAUUCUGAAUAUGCAUGAUAGCAUAAUGAUGAAAAAUAAAGUUUGUAAAAAUUGGGUACAAAAACACCCAAAGAAUUUGUUAACCUCUUGUGAAUAACACUUAAGCACACUUUCUUUAGGUGUAAAAGCUGUCACAGCACACUAGGGUCUCAAAUUCAGUGGAAGUUAGUCAUAGAAAAAGUUCAUUAAUGGGACUCAGGUUAGUCUUAACUAACUUUUCCCGUUGAUUUAGAUGCAACUUCUGCAUAACUAAGUUUCUCUCUAUUGGGGCCCAAGUGCCUAGUGUUGCUUUGGAAGUCCUAGGUAAUCUUGGGGCUCAGUUCAUCAGAUGCUAUGUUCCAUGAAAACAAAAACAAGUUGUAUGCAUGAGCUGUGCUUGAUGCUUACUGGAAGUUAGUGUGACUAGGGCCAGAGACACUUGAAAAAGCACAGACCUAAGAUCAAGUUCUUCAUCCUUCGAAGUCUAAAGGGUUUUGCCAUUCGACUUUGGGAGAAUCAAGAUUGGAGACCUUGCACCAAACCCUGUUUCUAUGUAUGUAGAAGAAAGCCUAAUUGAUUUCCAGAGAGCUCAUGUGUAUGUAAGUGUUCAUAGGUUGUAGGUACUUCUGAAAAUAUUUACCAAUCUGAUGCUGUUCCAAAGUUAAUAGCAAAUGGUUAGAGCAACUUUCUGAAAUAAAGGCUAUUCAUUGGUUUUUGUGGAGUUUGUUUUGUGAAGUAGUAUUCUGAAAUGAGGGCUGUUCCCUUUUAAAAGAAAACCUUGUUUCCUAAUUGGUUAUCUUAACUCAACACUUACAACCUUCGUACCUAUUUCCCCCCCGUAAAUUGCAGAACUGUGUCAUAGAAACCUGUCAUGCUAGAAGGAGUCUUUAGCUCAGGUUUACAGUAUGAUGAUGGCAGGAUUAGAAACACAUUGCUCUACCUCUGCUUUUUUUUUUCCUUGCAAGGGGAGUGGGAAAAGAACAGAAAUUGAGACUGCAAUGUUCUUACGCAUGUUUUAACAAACCAUUUAAUUGUGAGUUUAACUUUUUUUUUGAAGCUGGCACUUAUUGUAAAGUGUUAAAUGGAUCUUCUCCAAUGCUUGUAGUUUCCAUGUCCCACUUCUGAUGCCUUUUUGUACACAUGCUAAACUUUUUUUAAAAAUUAAAAUUUGUUUUCAAAAAUCA